AAGUUAUUUCGUGUAGUCGCACUUUCUAAAGAACGCAGAUAUAAAGCCGCAUUAUUCGCAAUUAAAAGCAAUAAAUAAAGAAAAUAAUAAACUAAAUUCAUUCCAUUCGUAGUUUUUGUGAAAAUAUUUUGUGUGUAUCGACAGUAAAAAUGGAUCUUGGCGGUCCGCAAGUAUUAACAAACAUUUUAUCCCCUGAAGAAUUGGUGCAGACACCACAAGGGGUGCAAGAUAAAUUGAAAAAAUAUUUAGACGAAUUUUUUGAUGAAUAUUAUAAAGAUAAAGCAGCGGCUAAUCGACUACAUGAUUAUGAGCUUAAAGCCGACGAGUUACAAGCUCAAAUACAGGACUAUGAAUUAAAGUUACAAAACUACAACCAAAAUGUUACUGAACUUCGUAGCCAGUUGGAUACGGUGUCCAAUGAACGCAAACAAUUACUGGAAACAACUAGUUCCUAUGAAAGAGAAUUGUCCUCCUUGCGCAAUGAAAAGAAGGCCAUAGCAGAUGAUCGUGACCACUUGUUGAAAGUGAUCGAAAGACAAAAUAGCGAAUUGGAACGCUUGCAACAGGAUCUGAAAGCCUAUCAACAACAGCUCAAAGCGGCCAUUACUGCCAAAUGUGAAGCUUUAGCUCGAGUAGAUGAAAUCGAGAGCAAAGAGGUGUCAUUGGAUUUCAAAGAACGACGCAUGGAACAGGAACGCGAUAUGUUGCACAAACAAAUUCAAACACUGUCACAGGAUCUUAAUCGCAAUAUUUCCGAAUUGCAGAACAUCAGACGGGAGAAUACCAUGAACACUAUGCAGUUGGAAGCACGUUUGACCGAGAAGACCGAAGAAGUCAAGAUCAUACAAGUUCAGUGCAAUCAAUACAAGGAGACUAUCGAGCGCUUAUCACAAAAUAUCCAAGAACUGUCCACUAAAAUGCUGGGUCAAAGUGAAGAGGCUCAAAAAAUGAUGGAUUUCUAUAAGAAGGAAUUAGAUGCCAAAACCAAGUUAUCCGAUCUAUACAAGAGCAAUUGCGAGGACACCGAUGUCGAACGUAACGAAUUGUCAGCUGCUCUAGCAGAUCUCAAGAGAAUGUUGGCCGAAGCCAGUGACCAAUAUGGUGAACUGGAGACCACAUUCAAGGCCACCCAACUGAAACACGAGCAAGAUUUGGAAGAAAGAAACAAAGUUAUAGAAUCGCUUAAAGAUGAAGUAAAACAUGCCAAUGAAUUGCUAAAGGAACUACAAGAUGAAAGCGUAGAAAGUGCUAUAUCUAAAUUAGCACCCACCGCUGCAGUUGCUUCACGCUUGAUACGCUCCGACAUGUCUCUUACCGAACUCUACUCGUUGUAUGUUAAAGCCACCGAAGAAUCGGAAAUGCAGAAACGUGAAUUGGCCAGAUUAAACCUUCAGUUGAAAACAAUUCUAAGUGAGCUCAAUGAAAAUGCCCCCAUGGUUAAGAAACAGGAGUUGGAAUACGAAAAACUCUUGGAAACCAACAAUAUACUGGCCCAUCAACGUGACGAAUUGUUGUCUAAGAAAUCCGAUAUGGAAGAGUUGUUAGUGGACGCCCACGCAAAAAUGAGCCACGUGGAAAGAGAAAACAAGAAGCUCAAACAUUCACAAACUGAUCUCAGCCGCCAAGUAUGUUACUUGCUCAAAGAAAUAGAACAAUUGCGCAUAGGCUUAUCCACCGACGGAGCCAAUUGUAGUUCUUCACAAUGGGGUAACAUUACCACCACAGACGAGGUCAUAUCUAAGAAACUGGUAACGUUCAAUAACAUUACAGAACUGCAAGAAAACAAUCAAAAACUGUUACUGCUCGUUAGAGAUCUCAGUACGAAACUUGAAGAAGCAGAGGCUCUCAAGCAAGAAAUCGACGAGGCUUCUUAUCAAGAGAAGCUAGAGAACUACGCCAGUAAAUUCCAAAGUAUGCAAGACACUCUGAAUCAACAAAACAACACGGUAGCCACUUUGGUUUCCAAAUGCGAACGUUACAAGAAAUUGUACUUUGAGUUGCAAAAGAAACUCAACAAACAAUCCUCGCCAGACGAACUAAGCGACAUGGAAGAUGACACCAUGGGUGGCGAUGAAAACGAAACUAUAAACAUGACUGCUCAAUCACCGGCCGCCAAGAAUGCCAAAUCCAAAGAAUAUGAAAAGCGUAUACGUGACUUGGAACAGCAAUUACAAGAUGUCAGAGAUAACUACAAGACCCUCAAAGAGCAGUAUGAAUAUUAUUCGCAUGAAAAGAAGAACAAUGAAAAGAUCCUCAACGAGCAGUUCGAUUCAAUGCGCACCGAGGUCAGAGAACUCACUUCCACCAAUUGCAAGUUGGUGUCCACUCUGGAAUACACCAAAGAACAAAUCAAGUUGCAACAAAAGAAUAUACAGACUUAUAAACAGCAGAUACAGGCUCUAGAAGAUCGCAAUAAGAACUACGAGAAUACCAUUGUUAAACAUGAACAAUCAGUUCUCUAUCUUAAAGACGAAAUCAUGAAGUCACAACGUAACCAAUCUGCCGCCGAAUCAGAAUCCAAUCGUUUAAGACAUGAAAAUCGCAUACUCAAGGACACUGUUGGACGUUUGCAAUCAGAAAAGGAAGCCUUUAAUCGUGAACAACAGAGUCAGUCGUUAUUGCUCAAUAACUUGGAACUGAUCAAAUCCAAUUUGGAGAGAUCUGAAAUGGAAGGCAAGGCCAGACUUGAACAGCGUUUGGAUGAAACUGUGCGUGAGUUGUCAGCUCAAAGAAGAAGAUUCCAGGAGGAAGAAGAUCGUUUCCGUGAAACCACCAAUGACUUGAAGCGACAAGCAGAUUCGGCCAAAAAACUAAUGGAAGAUGAAAAGACUCAAGCGGACAAACUGCGUCUAGAACUGAUCAGUAUGCGCGAGGAAAUUCAAACCAAGGCUCUACAAAUAGAUGAACUCAGCAAGAAACUUCAAGAAAGUCUUACACCUUCCAAGAACGACAACCCCAUUGUGUUGGCGAACAAAAAAGCUAGAGAAUUUGAAGUCAAAUAUGAGGAAGCGAAAAUCGAAAUUGAAUCCCUCAUGGCAAAUUUGGCCAAGGCAAAAGAGCACGCCGAUCAAUACUACAAAAUGUCUCAAAGUGCCGAAACAGAAAUUAAAAAUCUGGAUGAAGUUCACACAGCGUUUGUAGAAAAAGCUGAAGCCGAAUUGAAGGAACUGCGCACUUCGGAAAUGAACCUUAAAAAUCGCAUUUCCGAACUGGAAGCCGAUCUGCAAUUGGCCACGGUAAUAGAAGCACCCGUUGCCAAUAAUGCCCCGGCCGAACAAAUUAGAAAGCUGCAAGAAGAACUUAAGGAUGCUCUGCAAAAAGUCAGCGAAUGUAAUCGCAAUUUACGCACUCUAAGAGCCGAAAAUAUCACGCUAUCAGAAAACUUGAAUAGUGUCGAGUCUAAAUAUGCCAAUGAAAUGAUUUUCCACUCAGCUGAUAUACAGGAAUUGGGCAAGGUUAAGCAAGAGUUGGUCAAGAUACAAAGCCAAAUUAACGAACUUACCAUGGACCGAGAUAGUGCCAGGUCGGCUUUAGAAGAAGUCAAGCGCUCACAAGAAGAAAAUAUCGCCCUGUUGCGCAAAGAAAAGGAAGAGUUCGAGAAACGCGUUGAAGAUCUCAACUCUUUGAAUUCCAACCUCCAUGAUCAAAUAGAGGCUCUUUCCUCCAAACUGACCACCAUGAGCCAAUCAGUUACCCCAGCUGCAAAUCCCAAUGAUUCUGCAAUGGACACUUCAAGUACCGAUUUAAGCCGCACCAUGUUGGACGCCGAAGCUGAAAAUAAAAGCAAUGGACAACUAUUACAAAUCAUAAAGUUCUUGCGUAAAGAAAAAGAUUUAACGGUGGCUAAAAUGGACAUACUGAAGGCAGAAACCACAAGACUCUCAUCCGAGUUCACAAUCUUACAGAAGAAAAACGAGGAGUUACAAGACUUCCUUAAUCGCGAGCGUUCGAAGACCGAUACUAAUCUUAUAUCAGCCUCAAAACAUGAGGAAAUUUUACGUAAAAUCGAAACGCUAAAUGCAGUCACCGACAGCAAUCGCGUUUUACGUGAAGAACGCAAUGCGCUUACCCAACGUGUUAAGGACUUGAAUGAUCGCAUUAGCGCCCUAGAGGAUGAACUAUUCCCAUUACAAACGCAAAAUCGUGAUCUCAACACCAAGAUAGACGAACUUAACUCUGAAAAUAAUUCAUUGCGUACUGAGGCCAUGAGAUGGCGUCAAAGAGCAAAUGUCUUAGUGGAGAAGAGUAACAAGAAUCCCGAGGAAUUCAAGCGUUUGCAAACAGAACGUGAGAACUUGGCCAAAAUGCUGACGGCCGAGAAAGAACAAAUGAAGUCGCUUAACGAAGAACUACAGGGUGUUAAGGGUGAAAAGUCACGCCUGGAAGCUGAACUGGCGUCAUUGGAGAGACAGGUACAUGUAAUGACAGAAGAUAAGAAGAGUUUGAACGCCGAUAUCGCUACUAUGAAGCAAACCAAUUCACGUCUUAUGCAAGAGGUCAUGGAGUUGAAGAACAAGCUGUUGGCCAAGGAAGAAGCCGUACAAAAGAUCACCGAAGACCUGGAGUCUAAGGAACAGUUGCUGCAAGAUUCCAAAAAUAAGGAGAUUCAAAUACGCAAGAUCGCCAAGCGUUACAAGGAUUCUUAUUUGGAGCUAUUGAACAAAACACCAGCUUCUACGGCGGGCGGCGGUGAUGCUGCUAACAACACAGCCGGCCAAGAUGGCAUCGAAUUGGGUGGGGCGGCCACUAACAAUCCUGAAGCAACCACAAAGGCCGAGUUGGAGCAACAACGUAGCACAAUUGAAAGUCUAAACGGCGUAAUACGCACCAUGCAAGAGGAAAAUGAAAAGGUACGCAAAGACUACGAAGGUCUCAAAGCUUCGGUGGAAAUCGAUGAACGCACUAAGACUCUUUUGCGUGAGGCUAAAACCCACAUUGUCAGCUUGACCGAGUCACGCAACAUUGUCAGCAGUGAAUUGGCGUCCACAAAGAAUAAAUUGCUGCAAAAUUCUGAAGCUCAUGAAACGGCCAUAAAUGAAAUAAAAUCACAAUAUGAUGACACUUUGGCCCGCCUGGAACGUGAACUGCUGGAGCAAAACAAUCGUAACAAGGAAGAUGUACAACGUUUGACCAGAGAAAACGAAUCACUUAUAAUGCGCAUCAAUCAGUUGAACCGCCAAUUGGGUUUGCAACAGUCUGCCAAACCCUCAACUUCAUCAGUGGCCUCUGAAAAGGGUUCCAUAUCGGAUUCUUCGCCACGAACUGCAAAUGUUAAACCCAUGUCGGGUACAGCUUCAGUCCAACAAUCGGCCACUGUUACACCCUGGCGUGGUGGAGAAACACCUUUGGCCAGCAUUAGGCCAAUAUCGGUGCAAAAUGCUCGCACCGCCGCCAUUCUCCCCACCAGCCAACAAAGUUCUUCGACUGGCAGUAAUGUAGUGGCUGGGACAUCGACAUCUUCCUCAUCCACUUCGUCCACUUCAACGCCAUCGAGCACUCCCUCUUCAGCAGCGGGCAGCAGCAAUACUGCAUUAGUACCACCACAACAACAGGUACACACCACUGGCAGUGCUUCAUUAGAAACCAUGUCUUCAUCGCCUACAUCAUCUCACACUGACUAUAUGCCAUCGACAAGCAGUUCAGCUUCUGUAGCUGUUGCCGCCGUACCACCCAUGGGUUCGGCUUCAGCUGCUGAAAGUUCCCAAGAGGCCGAAAGUAUUCAGCAACCACAACAAAAUGAACCACAGGCCCAUGUUAGCGGUGGUAGUGGCAAUCAGGCACAGGUAGUGGCUUUGGUUUCGCCCAGAGUUGAAGGUUCUGCACAGUCGGCACCCUCCGUCAAUGUGCAACUAAUACAGGAUCCCAAUAAUCCUCAGCCCAGCACUUCGGGAUCCACUGGUUGCUCAUCUCACAUUGCAGUCAGCAGUCACAAUCGACACACACCAUCCAGCAGCAAUGUUACAACCACCCAAGCCGGUUCAUCGGCUGGACACAAACGUCCCAGAGAAUUGGAGGGAGACUCCUCUACGACUGCGGAUGAUUCGGAUAAAUCAUCCACUAAACACCCCAAACGUAUGAGAGCUCCCAUGCAUAGCGCUGAAGCAGCUGUAAUGACUGCUGGUGUUUCCGACUCGGGCAUUGACGUAGACCAAGUACCAACCUCAUCUCAACGCGAUCAAGAAGAUGAUGUUGUCGUCUUAGACUCCGAAGAUGAUGGCAUGGCAGAAGCCGAGGCCGACGAAGGUGGUCCAACCGAUGGAGAUGGUGAACACGAAGUUUACGAAGACUACGAUCAGGAUCAGGACAUGGAUGAAAAUGAAUGCCCCGAAGUGAAUGAGAGCAACUUGCGCCACGAAGUUGGAGAAGCCGACAACAAUGAAGUAGAUGUCGAUGAAGAUUUAGAAAAUCACGGACAAUGCUCGUCAGCCGGAGCGGCUGGUCAAGCAGAUAAUGAUCCUUAUGCGACUGGUGCCAGUACUAGUGCUGCAGCGGCUGCUGCUAUGGCCAAGGCUCACAGUCAACAGGACAACAAUCAACAAAGUCAGGCCAUCAGCAGUGGCAGCGGAGAAUCUCCGCAAAGAAAACAGGCCAACUCUUUGACCAGACAGCAGAAGGCAACUCUAAUGAAAUUGCAGCAGGGUGCAGAUGUAACAGAGACUUCCGAAAUGAGUGGAGCUCGCCGAUCAGACAGCACGGAAAUCGUUAGUUCACCCCAAGACUCUAAAUUUGUUUAUGGCACUGAUAGUGCAUCCUCAAAUACGGCACAACAAUCCGGUGAACCAUCUGCCGAGGAUGGACAAGAAAAUCAGGAUUCUAAUGCUGAUGAAGGAGGAGAAGCAGCCGCAGGCGGUGAAUUUAUGUCAGAAGAUUACGAAAAAAAGAAAACUGCUGAAGCGACAUCGGAGGAUAAUCAAAAGGACAACAUUGAAGAAGCAGUAGAGGGCGAUGAUGAUUUUAAUGAAGAAGAUGCUGGUGAUUCAGUAGAAGCUUCCGAGAAUAUUGACAGUGAAAGCCACCACAGUAGUGGAGCAACACAAUCAGAAAUACAAGAUGAACAACAAAAUCAAAUUGAAGCCACAUCCGAAGACAACGAGGGUGCCGACGGCGUUUCUUCAGAGGGAGAAAAGCAAGCUGUCGAAGAAGUAGAGGAGGAGGGCCGUGAAGCAGAGGCCUCAACUUCACCAUCUAUAACCACCCGUUCUAAGGCAACAAAAGGUACACCCUCAAAUAGAAGGCAAAAUAGAGGUGGUUUCCAGCGUGGCAGCAAUCGUCCCACUCCCAUAGUCUGGCAAGACUCUCCCGGCAAUUCACGUAAUUCUAACAACCAACCGGGUAGCCCAGCUCGUGGUUUUGGAAAUCAUAGAGGUCAACGUGCUAGGCGCAUGCGACGACCAGGCGGUGGCAAUUUUUCCAAUAGAAUUUAAUUUUUUUCAAACUUAAUUUAAACAUUGGUUUUCUUUAAUUAUUUUUUUUUCUACAUUUUAUCGUCAAAUAUUUUUUGUAAAUUGUUUGAAGUGAUUUAUUUUUUUGCUCUAGUUUAGUUAUUAUUUGUAAGCGACCCAACAUUCAUAAAUAUCCUGGCCCACCCUUUUUUUUGUUUGUAACAAAAGGGUUUUCUUUCUUUCAUCUUUUGACCUGAUAAUAUUUUUUCCAUUGAUCUUUUAACAUUUGCAUUGAUAUAAUCGAUCGCUUGUUUUAACUACUUUUUGUCGUGCGUAUCCGUAUCCAUAUUGAAUACAUACUUAAAUUGAACUAACACACACAUACUAUACCGUCACUUAAGAUUCAUUUCAUUUUUAUAAUUAUAGUAUAUAAUUAGUUUUACUCUUCAUAUAAUAAACUAUAUACAUAAUUAAUUAUAAAUAAAUAAUAAAAAAAAAUACAUCAAAAUAUUCACCUAAAAAUACAUACAAUAUUUCAAAAUACAUACAUA
Molecule: messenger RNA, 7933 nt
Organism: Calliphora vicina (urban bluebottle blowfly)
Lineage: Eukaryota; Metazoa; Arthropoda; Insecta; Diptera; Calliphoridae
Gene: Mgtor
Product: Megator
Exons: 7
Coding region: 150-7424 (2424 amino acids)
Biological process (GO): regulation of mitotic spindle assembly; protein import into nucleus; mRNA export from nucleus
Cellular component (GO): nuclear pore
Molecular function (GO): structural constituent of nuclear pore
Source: RefSeq, a predicted model, not a curated record